GUUCUACAUUAUUUCGUCCCAUUCGGGAAAAGUUCAGCAUUACGUUCUUCUCACCAGAAGCUUUGAACUUCAUUCAAUCCAUACCGUCAUGGCCACAAACUGGCUCUUUCUUGCUCGGGCUGGAGUGGCUACUACGUGGAUAGAGCUAGCCUUUGUGAUUUCCUUUGCGUUGGGCUUUUUGAUUCUUAGAAACGGCCUUUGUGGUUUUUUCGGACGUGGUCAUUUGAAGCGGAGAUAUGGCAUGGCGAAGCACAUCGCCCAGUUCAACAUGAAAUUGAAAAACAUCAUUGAAACAGAGGCGUCAGCUGGCAACUGGGUCAAUGUCCUUAAGGCUUGGCGUGCUGGAGAAGACGAUGCUCCCACAACUAAGGACAUAUUGAGAAUCGUUGUGCAAGCUUUCGUAGAUGAAGAACCAAACGCUUUGGUCAAGGAGAUGAUCUCGCAUAUCAAGAAACAUGACAAGGUUUUCUCCGGGUUUGGAAUGACCAUCCUGGACGUCGUUGCGCGUUCAGGAAAGACGCAGUUGAUGGAAGAGCUUUGGGAGCUGCCGCCACAAGCAGGAAUCCAGCACAGCAGUUGCAGUUAUGAUGUCAUUUUGGGUGGCUUUGCAAGCACUGCAGAGAUAAAGAAGGUUCGGCUCUAUGAGAAGAUGAUGAAAAAGGAGCACAUGCGAUUAUCACCUCGGGGAUUGUCUUUGAUCAUCAAGGGAUACUUUGAAGAACGGCCUGGUUGA
Durusdinium trenchii is the source of this 733-nucleotide messenger RNA. The record is from the annotation of a GenBank genome assembly. Lineage: Eukaryota; Dinophyceae; Suessiales; Symbiodiniaceae.